This is a messenger RNA of Sphenostylis stenocarpa, 1179 nucleotides long. The record is from the annotation of a GenBank genome assembly. NCBI's taxonomy places the organism in Eukaryota, Viridiplantae, Streptophyta, Magnoliopsida, Fabales, Fabaceae.
AUGGGGUUUUGGAAACUGUUGGAGGUGGCAUCUGCGCCAAUUCUUGAAGUCCUACUUAUCAGUGCAGUGGGAGUUUUUUUGGCAACAGAUUAUUGUAAUAAUGUUCUUUCCGCAGACUUUAGAAAAUCCUUGAACAAGAUUGUCUUCAUUGCGUUCACUCCUGCACUUAUAUUUGCCAGUUUUGCCGAGAAUGUUUCUCUUGACGAUAUGAUAUUAUGGUACCAUAGCAUCAAAGUUGUGGUCGUUGGCAAGAGUAAAAUUUGGAAGGAUGACGAGGAGGAAGGAAACAUGGGUAAUCUUCCUAUUGUAAUUAUGCCUGCAAUCUGUGAUGAAAAAGGAGGUCCAUUUGGGGAACCUGAUGAUUGCCGCAACAGGGCUCUCUCUUAUUCUUUUUGCUCUUUGGCGCUUGGUGGUGUCUUCAUCUGGACCUAUACUUACCAACUAAUGCGAAAUACAUCCUUGAGAUACAAAGCAUUUGAGGCAGCUGAGAUCUUAAAGAUUCCCAACAAACGCCUAGAUGCUGAUGCAGAAACUGGCUUUCUCAAGCAAAAUGGUGGUUAUGCCGAAGACACUGAAAAUCAAAUUCUUGUAGACCGAGGUACGUCCUUACUACCAAUUGAUGGUGAAAAAUCUUUAUGGCAUAGAACGAUGGAAACUGUAGGUCAAAUCCUGGCAGAACUAAUGUCACCCCCAACAGUUGCUACACUUUUAGGUUUCCUUUUUGGAGGGGUUAAAUGGCUAAGGAACCUAAUAAUAGGACACGAUGCUCCCCUACGAGUGAUCCAAGGCUCCAUUCAAUUGCUAGGGGAUGGUACAAUUCCUUGUAUCACAGUUUUGCUUGGAGGCAACCUUACACAAGCCAUGGAUUCAUCAGGGAUCCAACCAUUGAUCCUGAUUUGCAUCAUCGUAGCUCGACUAGUCUUACUCCCUGCUAUUGGACUUUUUGUUGUUAAAGGGGCUGCAAAUUUUGGUCUGCUUCCAUUGGACCCUUUGUUUCAAUAUGUGCUGGUGAUGCAGUAUGCAUUGCCACCUGCAAUGAAUAUCAGUACCAUGGCUCAGCUAUUUGAUGUAGGCACUGAAGAGUUUUCAGUCAUUCUCUUGUGGACAUAUGGUGCUGCAAGCAUAGCUGGAGGGAAAGGAAAAUCUGGAUCACGUUUCGAGGUUGAAGAUAUUCGUUAG